AUAUUCUUCUUGUCCUUUUUUCUCCAAUCCUGUUUUCCUCCACCUGUAGAUUUGCGCCCGAAGGGAAGAGGAAGACCGCAGAGGAUUCUGCUGGGCGUCUGGCCGGACGAGCACAUUCGCGGUGUGAUUCGCGCGGUGGUGUUCCGUGACGGGCACUCGCCUCAUAUCGUCAAAGAGGAGCCGACCGCGAUGUACCCUACCCUGGCGAACUACGCGGCCUGCAACGGUCCGGAAGGCGCGGUCAGCCCGGGUGCGGCGGCCGCGGCCGCGGUUGCGGCAGUCGCCCAAGGUCUACGACAUCAGAUGUGCAGUAUGGUAGCGGCGGCGCAUUCGCAGCAGCACGACAUGAUGGCGACGAAUUUGUCGACGAAUCUGUCAACGAGCCUGUCCUCCAGUCUGUCGUCGAAUUUGCAGGCAGCGAUGCAGGCCAGCCAGCACCACAAUAACAACAAUACGAGCGGCAGUAACGCGACCGGCCUCGGCGGCAACAGCGGCAUCGGCAACAACGGCAAUUCCCCGUUGAAUCUCGGUCUGGCGAGUCCGGGCUCGGGUGGACCACCCGAGAGCCCGAUGGAGAGUCCCCUGGCGAGUCCGUUGGGCCCGCUGAUGGAUCCGGCGGGUCACAUACCCAGCAGUGUCGAGGUCGGCAUCGGCGUGAGCGGUAUGACGUACAAGCCGGCGCGAAGCUUCGUCAGUCCGCGCCCGGAGACUCUCUUCCAGGAGGACAUCGCCGACCUGGUGAAGAGUCCUCACGGUCUCAAGGACAAGGACAAGAUCCCGGUGAAGCUCGAGCCGCUCACGGACUCGCGCUGCGAAUAGUAAGCCAUCGCCACGGUGACUGCGAGGAGUGGAAACGACGACGUCACCGCUGCAGGAGCAUCGCCGGCCGAGGAAGGACGAGGAGCGUCGAUGACACCUCAGAGGGACCUCUCUCUUUUCGAGACCGUUCAUCACGGCCGAGGUCCGGUGAUGCGGAUCGGUAGGUGCUGAGAGUCAUCUUGACGCUCCUCCUCGAGAAGAAUCGAACUCCGACUUUGCGGCACUUGGCCUCCUCGCGCGCGGAAGAGAGUUUAUAGUAUAUAUAUAUAUAUAUAUAUAUAGAAUAUAUAAAUUUUAUAUAUAUAUAUAUAUAUUAUAACGUAUACGUGACUCUUGUGAACAUUGUAACGCGAGCGCCGAUGUAUUGUGCAUACGAGAUAUGUUAGAGGAAUGUUAGAGAGAAAGAGGCUUACAAUCAAAAAACAAAAAAAAAUAACAGACACACACAGCGUGGACGAGAUAAGGUAGAGAAGUUCUCGCCUGGCUUAGUUUUCGAGGAAGUAUAUGAUUUAGCGAUCGUGAAUAUUAGACGAAAAUCGCUCAAUCGAUUCUUCUGCCGACAGAAAAGGGAAAACCGAAAAAAAGAGAGAAAGAGAAAGAGUAAAAUCUUCUUCUAGCGAAACGUACUAUAGCUAUUGGGUCGCCGGCGCCCCGCGAGCGCGCCGCCACCUUUUUCCAAUCUAGAUAGUCGUGUCAUCGUCGUGUCGUACAGACUAUGUACAUGUAAUAAAGGUAAAACCCACAUGCUACACACGAGCGCAUAUAUGGACAUACAUAUACACUCACACACGAGAAACAGAGCGCGCCAUACACAGGAUACACACUCGAAAAUUUAUACCUACGCAUAUAUGAUAACUGUACUUUUAAUGCCAAAUGUAUAAUAACUCGUAAGGGGUCGCCUACUGCCGAAUGAUUGAUUAUUCGAAACAGGUCUCGAGACGAGAAAGUAAGCCGCCUCGAAUAGAGCUAUACACGUUGUACUAUCGAGUCCUUACACAACAUGUCAUGGAUCAGUUUGUGAUAUAUCCUAAUAAUUCUUUAGGUAUCACACAAAGAUUUUAAAUUAUUUUAAGAAGCUAAAAAUAAGAUUUUUUUUCUUA
Molecule: messenger RNA, 1919 nt
Organism: Nylanderia fulva
Lineage: Eukaryota; Metazoa; Arthropoda; Insecta; Hymenoptera; Formicidae
Source: RefSeq, a predicted model, not a curated record